AUGCAAGAAUGUGUGUGCACGAGGGAGGAAUAUGAGUUCCUAGACUUGUCAGAUGUGAAAGAAGCAGAGCUGAGCAGUCUGCAGUGUGCACUGUUCGAGAGGAAGCCAGACAAUUCUGUGACCACAACCACCACAUUGAGUUGGAAAGAGCCCGCAACAGAUUUUUCAUCGUGUUCAUCAAGCACAGCGGGCCCACCGACCGUGUCGAGCAGCCUGGACAGCCUGUCGGGCGGCGAGUGCGAGAUGGCGCCCCACUCGCCGCAGCGGGGCGCGACCGGCCCGCCGCCGCACGCUCAGCCGCACGCCCCGCCGCCGCCCUACGUGCAGCCGCCGCCCACCUACCCGCCACCGCCGCAGUGGCCCGUGGCGCCGCCCAACGUGUACGUCAGCCAGGUCACGGCCAACGUGAACGUGCACGGCUACAUGGGCCAGUACUACCAGCCACCGCAGCACCAGUACGUGCCGCCGCCGCCGCAGGUGGAGCGGCCGCCGCGCAACCCCAGGCGCGACAGGCGCGGCAAACGGCCCCAGUCGCCACCGCCCCAGCCGCCUCCGUACUACGUUCAGUAUCCGCAAUAUUACCCCGCGGCGCAAGCGCAAGGCGCGCCCUUAUACCAUCUGCCAAUGUACCAGCCGCUCGUCUACGGCCCGUACGCUUAUCCGCCGUACUAUCCGGAAUACCAGAUACCGGUUGAAGGCGACGGUAUCGAUAAGGGCCCGGAUGAAUAUCAGCAGGAAGUUAUAAUGGAACAGGAAGCCGUGGACGCUUACUACGCUAGCGCACAUUAUGCAGGUCCGGCCUAUGGUCCGCCAGUGGACGGCGGCGUGGAAUACAUGCCACCAAUGUACUUACCGCCGCCACCUCAUCCUGGACCGAUUCCAAUACAACCGCAACUCCCACACCAAUCGACGCCCCAUCAGUUUAAUGUGCAUGCUAAGAAUUUCGUUCAAGGCCAGAACCACACCAAAAACUACGCGACUCUCGACAAGGGUGAUAAAAAUGUUCCAGCCACGGCAUCGGCCACCAAUGCUUCUGGAGGAUCGGUCGAAUCACUAGCUAUUAAAGAUCUUAAAAUCGCUAAUAAGGAUCCAACUAGUCCCAAACAAUCAGAUCGCCCAAGCGAAAAUCAGUCAAAAGCUUUAAUGUCUAAUGACAAAGUUGCAACAACAGCCAAAUUAGAUCCUACAAAAACUGCGUGUUCGCUAAAUGAAAACAAACUUACAGAUAUUAAUAGUCUAGCUCAAAAUGUAAAUAAGAAUUAUCUCCCUGCCGCUUCAAAUGGUCAACCUAACAAUAAAUCACUACCUGCCAUUGGAAAAAGUGCCAAAGGGCCAGCGGCGCCAUUUUCCGGGGGAAAACCACCUCAAAAGCCAUUAGUUCCGCAGACAGCAGUACCAGUACAAUCUGUUUCCACUCCAAAGCCGCCAUUUGGAAACAGGCAGAAGAGAGAAGGAACAAAUCGCUCUCCAUCCAGUGAUAACAUUGAAGGCGACAAAUUAAUGGAGCAUCAAAAGCGCGAACCACCACUGCCGCCGAGCAAAGCACCAAUGCCAAUAUCUAUUACUCUGCAUUCUCAAGGACCUCCAGUUAUUGUGACCAAUAAGUCGCCUUUUGGGCACUCAAGAAAAAUUGUACCUAUCCCCGAACCGCCCCCAGUGCCGCAGCCACCGCCGCCAGCGCCGACAGCUUCAGAUUUCCCACCUCCUCCGACCCCUAGAAAUAGGGGUGAGCCAGCACCAGCCCCAGUGGUUCAACCAAAUCCACCACCUGCUCCUGGAAAAUCGUGGGCUAGCCUUUUCUCCAAUAAACCAUCAAACAUUUCUGCUUCUCCACCUACUACAGUCCCACUUGAGGAACCAUCGAGCCCUACGUCAACAACGCCACCUAUAUCAUCUAACUUACAAAAACCGGUAGCCAAAGUUCCUCCAUAUGAUGCUUCACCACUCCAGACCACUAUUGUUGAUAAAGCUUUACCUGCACCAAGGCCAGUGACAACUAUAGCAUCUGUGUCGUAUUCGGAAAAGACGUCGGUCAAUGCAGUUAGCAAUGUUACCAGCUCAUCAUCAGCCUCAGUGAAAAUCACGACCACUCCUGCGGCUACUGAAGCCCAAGUACCAAUUCAGAAAGACACCUCUCCUGCUUUGCCUGUUCAACACUCGCCAUUCAGUGAUGAUCCGAAUUCGUAUAGAAUGGGAGAAUUUCUGACGAAGUACCAACUAGACAACAAGCCUGUCUCCCUUCUCCCCCGUGGUCUCACUAACCGAUCCAACUACUGCUAUGUGAAUGCCAUUUUGCAAGCAUUAAUUGCGUGUCCCCCAUUUUACAACAUGCUGAAAGCUCUUCCUUACCAGACACGCCGUGGAAAAUCAAGCACACCAGUUAUUGACUCUAUGGUGGAGUUGUGUUACGAGUUCGGGCCGUUGGCUAGCAUAACGCGUCGCAGCCGUGGUGAAGCGGGCCCCGGAAACAAUGGCACGGCGCCCAGUGUGGCCCCCACAGUUCCCGCAGGGCCUCCGCUGGAUGGGACCGCGGGCCUGCGCGUACUUAGGGCGCUUCGCCCCUUCCCUGGGUCACAAGAGGGCAGGCAGGAGGAUGCUGAGGAAUUCCUUGGUUGUCUACUCAACUCUAUUAAUGAUGAAAUGCUUGAGCUGAUGAAGCUGGUGGAACCAGAAGAGCCCAAAGACAUCAAUAACCGUCCUAAUGGUGUUGUAACUCAAGAACAACCCCCAGAGGAAGAUGACGACAAUGAUGAAUGGAAGGUUAUGGGACCAAGGAACAGGGGAGCUGUGGAGAGGCGCUGGGCGGCCCGAAGAACUCCUGUGGCAGAUAUCUUUAGGGGAAGAACCCGCCAUAGGCUUCAUCGUGCGCAUCAUCACGAUGUCACCGACGCUGUUCAACCUUUUUUCACACUGCAACUUGAUAUUGAGCGCUCUAACACUGUUAAAGACGCUCUGGAACUUCUGGCUGGUAAAGAUACUUUGGAAGGAGUGUCAGAUGCCUGGCAACAACUGUCUAUUGAGGAGCUACCAGUGGUCCUAUUGUUGCACCUCAAAUGCUUCCAACUUGAUUCUGAAGGCCACACAGCAAAGAUUGUCAAAAAUAUAGAUUUUCCUAUUGAUCUGAAGAUUGAUCCAAAGAUAAUGUCAUCCAAAUUGAAAUAUACACAGAAGCAACGUCUAUACAAGUUAUUUGCUGUUGUAUAUCAUGAGGGUGUAGAAGCUGUAAAAGGACAUUAUGUCACUGAUACUUACCAUGGACAAGUUGGCUGGAUAAGGUAUGAUGAUUCAACAGUGACUCAAGUCACAGAUGCUCAGGUAUUAAAGCCUAAGCCUCCUAGGAUGCCAUACUUACUUAUGUAUAGGCGACACGACAUGUUGCCUCCCCAUAGAGUCACUGGUAAACCAGAG
This is a messenger RNA of Iphiclides podalirius (scarce swallowtail), 3408 nucleotides long. The record is from the annotation of a GenBank genome assembly. NCBI's taxonomy places the organism in Eukaryota, Metazoa, Arthropoda, Insecta, Lepidoptera, Papilionidae.